AUGCAGAGAUGGUGCUCCAAACUCCGGGCAAUCUAUUCGACGCUGCAAUCACCGGCGAAGCCGCAGAAUCCUUAUUCACUCACCUCGAUAUCUCGUCGUUCCCUUCACAUUUCGCCUAAUUUGAUCAAUAAAUCCCCUUCCUGUUCUUCUGUUCUCCCCCAAUUCAAAUCCCUCCGAAAUGCCCUGGAAAUUCCAUGCCCUUCAACGUCUCCUCUAGCUCUCUCUUUUCUUCAAGUGCGCCACAUUACAGCAAAACAGAAGGAACGGAAGUUAAAGAGUAGGAAGCCCAUGACUCCGAUCGUAUCCAAAGUGAAGAAAAUCAAAAUGAAAUUUUACUCGUCAUUUAAAGGAAGGUUUAGAGUUAUGAAUGAUGGGCAGAUAAGGCGUUGGAAGGAAGGGAAACGACAUAAUGCACAUUUAAAGUCUAAGAAAGCAAGGCGUAGACUGAGGAAGCCUGGUACUGUCCCUUUGGCUUAUGCAAAAGUGAUGAAGAAACUCAACUUCAAAGGCUGA
Molecule: messenger RNA, 513 nt
Organism: Oldenlandia corymbosa var. corymbosa
Lineage: Eukaryota; Viridiplantae; Streptophyta; Magnoliopsida; Gentianales; Rubiaceae
Source: the annotation of a GenBank genome assembly